CAGAGCCCCCACCCGGACCGCCGCCCGACGAGGGGAAACCAUGAACAUCUUCGCCGGCCUCAUGAAGCUUCUGAGCUCGGAUAAGAAGAAGAAAAAAAAGCAAGCACAGCAGUCGCAAAAGGCACCCAAAAUCCCGGACAACGCGGAGGUCCCCAAAUCCGGCUCAAAGAAGGCCUCGCGCCAGACCCGGAAGAAGAAGGAGAACCACCCGCCGCCGGCGUCGGAGGACGACCCGCAGACGGACGAGGCCGCGUCCGAGGAGGAGGAAGCCCAGAGCGGCCGAAGCGGCGACGAUACGCCGGACCGGGACCGGGACCGGACGGACGAGGACCGGGCCUCCCGGGCGGGCGAGUCCCUCCGAAGCGCCCCGGCGGUCUCGAUCGCAGAAAAUCCGGACGACAAGGACCGGAUGGAGGAGUCGAAGGAAAAAACGCCCGCCAGGACGGCCCGAGAGAAAGAGUGGUGCGAGUGGUUGGCGCAGCGGGAAAGGGAGAGCGGCGCCCGCCUUCAGAAAGCGCUGCAGGACGCCGUGAUCCAGUUCGCCGCCCAGCUGGAGGGCGCCAAGCGCAACAUGGACGGCGCGCUGGCGGACCUGCGGGCGCAGAUGCUCGGCAUGCAGUGGAACAUGGCGGCCGGGAUCCUGCAGCGAGACGAGCGCAUCUCCAAACUGGAGGCGCAAAAUUCUCUCCUGACGGGCAAACGCUCGCACAACGCCGCCGGCGCGUCGGCCCGCGUCGAGCCCUCGCACCACUCGUCGUACGACUACAGCUUUGCGCCGGUGCCGCCGCCGUUCCUCCUCUCGCGGCCCUCCGGUCCGCAGUACCCCAUGCCCGACGGCAGUUUCCCCUCGUACCUGCAGCCGCCCUUCGAUCUGGACCGCGGACCGCCUGCGUUUCUUUGAAGAAAGUUGACAUCUCGGGUAAAAAUCAAGAUGUUGCCUUUCAAAGUGACUGCUUGUGGCGUUUACAGAAUUCACCCGCGGGACCUCGAGUUGGGUUCCGCACGGACUGUUUUUGUUGUUGCGCUUCCGGAGGAAAGGUUAACAGAGUUCCCGCCGUUACGCGAGUCGUUUGGUGAUGUCGAACAAUAAAGCAAGUUCUGUUCCUGUGUCCGACACUCCGCCUCCGGCGCUACAUGCUCACAUUUGAACCGAGGAUUUCCAGAUUUGCGGUGCAGGCUAACAUCAGUUAGCAUGCUCUACUUGAGAUGUCAAACAUGUUUGGAGAUUUCCUUUCAACCUGCUGUCACGUGACCAAGGACAAAAAAAAAAAAGUUCACUCUUCGCCUCACCGUCCCACAAACUUGUCGGAAUGUUCCGCCGCUGAGUUGCUUUCGGUCCGCAUCGAAUAAAAGCGCGCAGUUAUGACUUCAAAAGGAUGUUUGGAGGCGUAAGAGCAUCGUCUCCAUUAUUUAUAACGCCGCCGCUAUCAUUAAUCUUAUCGUGCGCUCUUUCUUGUGUUUCCACUGCAAAAAGUGUCAGUGAGGAUUCCGCCGGAGUGAAAAACGGGAACGUGGCAGCGAAGCCGCCGCGCGAAUCUUUUUCACAUUUGUUCUAUCUGGCUGAUCGGUGUUUAUCUCAACGCGAGCGUGCAGAUGUUGGCUCACCUCGUCUCCCUUCAUCUCGCGGAAUCGAAAAUGGGCUCCGGCGGCGCGAAGACGUCUCGCCGCGUCUGCCGAGACGAAGCCGAGCCGGCGCGAUGACGAUCUGCAAAUGGAGCCAUCAAAAAAAAAAAAAAAAAAAAAAAAUCAUCGCAACUGUCAACAAACUUUUGCCCCCCCCCCCCUCCCAAAAAAAAAAAAAAAAAAGUUCUGCCCGCUUUUCCUGCCCACAAUUAAAAUGUCAUCAGUAGCAGAUAUUGAGAAUUCAACAUCCACAAAUGAUCAAGAGAAGAACAAUUCAGCCUCGCCAGUGCCGCGUUUCUGGCUACUAGUGCGCUGCUUUGGUUUCCCGACAAGAGAAUCGGAGGCCAUCUUGUCGCCGUUUUGCCUCGAGGGGGCCGUUAUUGCGUCAUCGCCUCACCACUUUUUACACAAAAACUCAAAUGGAUCGCUACUUUUGAAAUCGGACCUCAAAGGUGCUCAACGGACUGUAAAACUGGUGUGGGAAGGAAGAAGAAGAAAAAAAAAGAAUAAUUCAGUACAACGUUAUUACGCAGGUUGGUACAAAUUUCAGCAAGAAUCGUAAAUGUUGAAGCAAACGAUUUGCUUUUGCUGCGGUCGUGUGUCCCAAUUUAGGGGGAACAAAAAAUAUCCACAAAAAGUUAGGGUGGAACUCAA
This is a messenger RNA of Syngnathoides biaculeatus (alligator pipefish), 2277 nucleotides long. RefSeq lists its product as uncharacterized. Lineage: Eukaryota; Metazoa; Chordata; Actinopteri; Syngnathiformes; Syngnathidae. The coding region runs from base 41 to 901 and encodes 286 amino acids. The record is from RefSeq and is a predicted model, not a curated record. The transcript is spliced from 2 exons.